UGACACGUUAAUGAUCAACCAGGGUUAUUGAAGGAAGAGACAGAGUUCAGUCAGAUAGAAAAAGGAACUUCAGCCAUUUUGACCGCACAUUUCCCUGCUUAAAUUUCAGGUAUGGAGCAAGAACGGGAAUAAUCAGCAGACAAGGUCCUGAGGUGGAGGAAAUAAUGCCAUGGUAACCCUAAACCAUUUAAGUGUAGAAGAUCCAGAUGGUGGCGCUCCUCUGCUUCCUGUGGCUGCAGAGACAAUGACACCUACACCUGUGCCUCACCAUCAGAAAGCCGCUUUAAAGACUGGAAGAGACUUUUUCCUAAGCAGGAAGGAGAAUUACACCUUGAGCCUGCUACUUUUGAUCGGAUGCUACUCUGUGAUUCUGUUUCCUGCAUAUUUCCCCUUAAAUAAUUUGUCAUCAGACGACAAUGACUACCAGGAUCCCAAAGAUCUGCUCUUAUUUAAUCGAUCAGCACUCUUGCUUUCACAACCCUGUCAACCUCGCCUGGGUCUGGACCACCUCGAGAUGCUUGCCUGUUCUAAGGGCCUUGUGAACCUCCCGGUUUUUGUACAAGAGCACAGACCUGGGACAUGGAAUGAGGCCCCUCCUGGGGGGUUCCAAGGGGCUGAAGAACAUUUGGCCCUGGCCCUUGCCUCUAUGCCUCAGCCCGGACUGCCUCUAUCUCUGAGUAAAGAAGGCAGGUGCAGGCGCUGUGUGGUGGUGGGGAGUGGAGGUGUUCUUCAUGGUAGCCAUCUUGGAUCUCACAUAGAUCAGUAUGAUGUCAUUAUCAGGCUGAACAAUGCCCCUGUGCAUGGAUUUGAGAGAGAUGCUGGAUCACUCACCACCAUCCGCCUAAUGUACCCAGAGGCAGCGCCUCAUUCAGCUGAUGAGUACAAAAACACAGCCAUGAUAGCUCUGGUGGUCUUUAAAAACUUGGACUUGGAUUGGCUGACCUCUGUCAUCACCAAGCAGCCUCUGAGUUUCUGGUCCAAAAUGUGGUUCUGGAGGGAGGUAGUAGAUGAUAUCCCGCUGAAACCAGAAAGCUUCAGGAUCCUCCAUCCAGAUAUCAUUCAUAAGACGGAGCAAGUCUUACAGAAAUAUGCCCAGAAACAGGGAAACACGUCAGGAGGCAGACGCUGGCCAACAUCAGGUGCCAGUGCUGUGGUGAUGGCUCUGCAGCUGUGUGACCAGGUCAGCCUCGCAGGGUUUGGAUACAACAUGCAGCACCUAAAGGCCAGGCUGCACUACUACGGGGCGGUGCGCAUGGAAACCAUGAAAGCUCAAGUGGUGCACGAUGUUAGUGCUGAAAAACUCUUCCUGGGGGACCUGGUGGCUGCAGGCGUGGUGACCGACCUCACGGGAGCUCUUUAAGUGAAUCCACUGAACUCCGCAUUGUGCUCCCCAUUCUGGGUGUGAGUUGCUGCAGAGUCCUCUAAUAUCAGCUGUGUGCACAGCUCACCCAACAGCAAGGACUGACCUUUAAACGCUCCAAGCCUGAAUGCCAAAGCAAGGACUGUAAAUGUUAAAAGGCUGCAAAAACUAACUUAAGGAAUUUCAUUUCAUUUAAAUUCAAGCUGAAUUUCGAAAAUAAAAAACACAGUAUGAAUAACAAAGAUAUAUUUCAUUUGAAUUACGAUAGAACACUGAUACCCUUGAUGUUUA
This is a messenger RNA of Cyprinodon variegatus (sheepshead minnow), 1651 nucleotides long. It is a transcript of the gene st3gal7, whose product is annotated as lactosylceramide alpha-2,3-sialyltransferase-like. Bases 170 to 1360 code for a protein of 396 amino acids. The transcript is spliced from 8 exons. NCBI's taxonomy places the organism in Eukaryota, Metazoa, Chordata, Actinopteri, Cyprinodontiformes, Cyprinodontidae. The record is from RefSeq and is a predicted model, not a curated record. Gene Ontology annotation, molecular function: lactosylceramide alpha-2,3-sialyltransferase activity.